Messenger RNA from Suillus clintonianus, 986 nucleotides. RefSeq names its product Alpha/Beta hydrolase protein. The coding region runs from base 203 to 934 and encodes 243 amino acids. The record is from RefSeq and is a predicted model, not a curated record. The transcript is spliced from 4 exons. NCBI's taxonomy places the organism in Eukaryota, Fungi, Basidiomycota, Agaricomycetes, Boletales, Suillaceae.
UGUCAAAUCGUGGCGGCCUGAACCCCACAUUCAGAUGCGGAUCACGCUCUGUUUCGCACCAUGCCUUAUGACCCCUGUCAGAUCUCCCUGACACCGUUUACACGGUCACUUCUUAUACACUCAUCAUCCACGCCUCCCUUAGCUGGAAUAAGCGCCGAACCUCUUCACCCUCCUCGAACACCUAAGCUAUCUGAGUGUGCAAAUGUCCAAUUCAGCGUCCCAGUGGGGUUCUCCUACGGCUUCCAAGCGGGCUCUUCUCAUUCAUGGCAUGACUAUGUGCUCGAAUUCAUGGGAGGGCAUCGCUCGACUAUUGGUAGCAGAAGGUUUCUUCGUUGUAGCGCCGAACCUCCUUGGGCAUGGAUAUAGACGGUGCACCAACUAUAAGGUGUCCGAGUUUGCAGAAGACCUCCGACCAUAUUUCGCCAUGAAUACGUCCUACGACGUAAUCAUCGGACAUUCUUUUGGAGGUCCAAUCACCCUGUCGCUCUUGCCGUUCUUGCCCAAACCGAAAGAAACCACCGUCAUACUCCUCGAUCCCGCCCUCGAGCUUUCAGAGGAGCGUCUCAACUCUCAGAUGAAUGUGUUUUUACAAUGGACGGCGAAUGUCAGAAGCGCGGAAGAGCACAUGAUUGAGAAUCCUACUUGGUCACGACGUGACUGCGUGUUAAGAACGCUGGGAGUCGCAAUGUGUGAUCUCAAUACUGUCGGGGUUUUUCAGCGAAACAGCCCAUGGUCUUUCAGCGGGAUGUUCAAAAACAUCCCGCCUAACGUCAAGAUCACUGUGCUAGCAUCGGAUCCGAAUCUUUUGGAACGCAUCCCUAAUGGUGUGGAGAGACUGACCGUCAGAGUCCUUACCGGCAUCGGUCACUGGAUACAAUACGAGUGUCCGGAUGUUAUUAUGGAUGCAAUUCCCCUACCAAGAGCAAAACUGUGAGCCGUGGAGAGUAGGAAUGGCGUUCUACAGCGUAUUUUUUCUACAAGUGUCA